UUAUUAUCAGCCACAGAUUAUACAAUAAUAUGUAAGCAAACAUUUAGUGUAUAAUCUAUGUAAGCAAACACCAAUGGACUCUCGAAUUAUCUGUCAGUAAUCAGAAUUUUAUCGAAAACACCUGAAAAUAUGAAUGAUAACACGUGCUCUAACACUAUGUUGCACUUUGCUCUUUAUAUAUAGACGUUGAAGUUCGCGAAGGUGAUUUCACGUUACACCCGGAUUAAAUUUCGAAGGAAAAAACCGGCAUUCAGAUGUAUUGAAAAGAUAAGACGUUUUCCUUCUGUUUUGGAAUGAAGACCAAAUAUAAUUGAAGUAAAAAGCAUUGAAGUCUAAACAGUAAAAUGACGAGAUAUUUCGAAAAUACUUCGGUCUUUAACUUCAGUUGGGAUCAAGUUGCGCGUGGUUACUGGAGGAGAUACCCAAAUCCGCAGAGUACUCACGUCCUAUCUGAAGAUACAUGGAGCCGACAAGUUCGCGACGGUUGUCUUUAUACAAAGCGGCUCCUGACUAAAACCAACAGAGUUCCAAAAUGGGGUGAAAGAUUUUUCAACUCUAAAUCCGUUAAAAUAAUCGAGGAGAGUGUCGUUGAUCCGGAAAAGAAGAUUCUCGUAACAUACACCAGAAAUUUAGGGUACACUAAAGUGAUGAGUGUAGUUGAGAGAGUAGAGUACAGGUCAGCCGGUCCGGGCCAGACCGUGGCCAAGCGCUCGGCGUGGAUCGACUCGCAGGUUUUCGGCUUCUCGCGAGCCAUACGGGCAUUCGGUAUCGAAAGGUUCAAGAAGAACUGCUCGCAGAUGGCGAGCGGGUUCAACCACGUCCUGCACAGCAUGUACCCGCGGCCCGCGAGCCCCGCCUCCGGCAUGGCCCUGUCUCUGAAGGAGAUGCGCGAGGCGGCCGCCGCGGCCACGGACCGCGCCAAGGCCAACGUGCUCUCGUCCGUGCAGAGGACGUAGCCCGAAGACGCCGACGCGCGCUAGAGCGUAGGCCCGCAGUGACCCUGGCCAGAUGCUCGACAGUUUGCGUUUGAGGGUAGUUAAGUAUUGAACGUUCAUGUUCACGAUACCAAUGAAAAUUGUGAAUAUCAUCUGUGAAAGCUUACUGAACUUCACGACCACAACUUUUGUGGUGUGUUAAAUGUUAAUGAUAGCGGCUUUCUCUUGUGCUGUGGCGAGCCCGCAAUGUAUACUGUUUUACAACGUUUCGAAUGUUGAGAGUCCCGUAUUUAUUUGGAAACUACCCUCCUAAUUUUUUUUGUAAUUGCCACUUCGUUUUUACAAAACCAUGAUAGAAACACGUUUAGACUGUAAUUAAAUGUAUUAUAGUUGAAGUAAUUACAGUAAUUUUAUGUAAAAAAAAUAUAACCAUAACGUGAAAAUAAAUUAAAUAAAUUUCAUACUAAAAAUAUGGUUACUGUUUUGAAAAGUUGUGAAAAAAGUUGUUUUCAAUGUGGGCACAGACGUGUCGUCCAAACAUGUGCUAACAGUAUAUACACACCUUUACGUAAAGAACACGCAGAGAAUUCGGGAGUCCGUCAUAUCUCGCAGGAUCCUUGAAAACGUAACUUGUCAUGUCUCUGACAUUGUCGUUGUGUAAUUCCCAUAUAUCUCACCUAUGGUCGACAUUGUAUCAUUUAAAAAUUACAUUAUGCAAAAAUUCAUGCAAAACUAAAACAUUCUAAAUAAUAAUAAAAAUUAAUGCUAUUUACGCGGAUUAUUUCUGUACCACAAUUAUCACAAAACAUGAUCCUCUGUCUUCCUCAUUUGUAAUCGUGGCUGUAAAUUAUGAAGUCAUUUUCUUCAACUUCAUGAGCCGUAUAGACAAUUUAUAACCUCAAACAAGAGUGCAAUAAUGUAUUUGAAUCAUACGAUUCCCUUACGAUAUAACGUUAUUAGUUUCGAUAUAAUUUCACACGGUUCCAUUAUUGGGAGCUUGCUUUUCCACAUUAAUAUUAAUAUAUGAACUCUUUAAUGUACAUAACAAGAAAUGUAAAGUAUGUUAUGUAAUAAUAAUAAACUGAUUAAUUAUUAAAAAUAUAAUAAACUGAUUGCAGCGAUAUCGCUAUUUAAAUAUUUACGUAUUAAUUGCCACUGCCGUAAUAUGGCAUUUGAAAAAAAUAAAAAAAUGCCAACGCUACCUGUACCUUUCGGCCACAUUCCAGCGUGUGGAGUGUUUGAAUUAAUUGCUACAUGUUUCUACAUGCACACAUUAUAAGUUGUUUUUUUUUGUUUGAUUUAAAAUCAAUUUUUAUCCGCGCAUUUUAAAUAAUAGUAAAGAAUUUUAUUGAGUAGAUUGAAGUAACAAUUAAAAUUGUCAUAUUAAGUUGUAAGACAGGUGUUCGUUAAUUUGCUUACUACAUUGUAUAGCGGUGUUCUGCUGAGUUCAUUGUGUAGCAUAUUUUAAAAUAAUUUCCUUUUUUCUGAGCAAAUUUAAAUUUUAUUUUGAGCGAUUUGCUGUAUUUCUUGGCUAUCUUUUAAUAAGCGAAUAAAAUAAAAAUAUUAACCGGUCGGUGUAUUCGACUCAUUCUGAUUUUUUGGUAUAAAUUCGAUAAUAUAACGUCCUAUAUAAAUAAUACUCUAACUUCUGUAAUGUAUUACUCUAUAAUGUAAAGAUUGUUAGAUUUUAGCUGCAAUCCAAGGUUUUUAAAACAUACUUGAUUGAGGAUGCGAUGACAUUUGUUUUAUGAAACCGAAAUUUUUUUUCAUUAAAUAAUUGCUAAUUUUUGUUCAAUAAUUUAUUUCCUUUAUUAAAAAGGUCUCAUAUUACUUGGAAAUAAAUUGCCACACCAUUGUGCCUAAUUUAUAAAGAACAAAAUUAGGAAAAACAAUUUACAAAAUAAUUUACAUAUUUUAAAAGUAUAUUGUUGCAUAAUAAUUAUUAAUUUAUAGUAAAAAUAUAUUUUUAUAUUAAUAUAGUAAAAUGUCUAAACAUGUCAUAUAUGUAUCAAUUUUUUUUCAAUCAGGCAUAAUAAUCCAUAUUAUUAUAUUGCAUCGCGAUGAACGUUUUUAGUUCUAGGUCCAAAUUGUAAUUUGAUUUGUAGUUUAGACUUUAAUUCAUAAGUCAUUGAGAAGACCCGAUUCAUAGACAAAAUGGUUUUAAAUAUGGAAUAUUAAAGAAAUAUAUUUUCUGCAGUUAGGAGUGGUUGGCCCUAGUUCUGUGUUGACAUAGAGAUUGCUAUGAAUAAAUGUGUAAAAGGUUAGUGACCUCGAAGUAAACAAAAUUCAAUUUAAUUCAAUAUAUUUACAUAAAUCAAUGUUUACUUACUUGUGUUACUUGAGAAAUAACGAGGUUACCACAGCAUUUUACUUCAAAUUUAGUGAGAGUAGGUUUACACUAAUUUAGAAUCAAAGAACUUUUCUUAUUGUCUACAGCUAACAAUCAUAACCACCAUUAUUAAAUAGAUAAAUAAUCAGGGCAAAUCAAACAAGGUCACCUGCCCCAAACUAGGAUUCACUGUACUAUCAGAACCAGGAUAUAUAGUAAACACAGAUAUAAAGAGGAAACAAAAGCUGUUCAUGAUAUAAAUGUUUGCCUGAUACGGGAAUAGCUUGCUGGGAAGCGUACUACUAUUAUAAACAGCCAGGGGCGUCACUGUCUUUAAAAUAUUGUAUAACAAUACAUGGAGAGACAGGAACGCUCUGAGUUAUAGAGAACAAUAAAAUCAUAUUGUCUAUAAAUAGUCUGAUUAAUAAAAUUAUUGUAUUUAAAUAUAUUUCGGCCUAUCUGGAGAAUCAAGUUGAAAUUUUAUAAUAAUUAUAAAUGUAAAAUUCUGUUGUGUGUUAAUACAUAGAAAUUAUAAGCAGAUUGCUAAUAGUAAUGUUAUUAUUGUAAAUAUUGUCUAGUCUGAUUAAAAUUGUAGUUGGAGAUAUAUUUUAACAUAAUUGCAUUUUAGAUCCUUUAGUGUUUGUUACUGAGGAUUGAUAAAGUUAACAUUUUAAAUAAUAGGUGUAGCAAUAUAAUUUAAUGUUAUGGAAAUGAGACAGAAACAAUUGGCUCUAGUUUCAAAUAGUAGUAUUAAAUUAUAUUUCACUUGUAAGAUCAAUAAAGGAUACUUGCGUAAA
This is a messenger RNA of Bombyx mori (domestic silkworm), 4061 nucleotides long. RefSeq names its product protein preli-like (gene prel). The record is from RefSeq and is a predicted model, not a curated record. Gene Ontology annotation, cellular component: mitochondrial intermembrane space. The transcript has 6 exons. Gene Ontology annotation, biological process: phospholipid transport. Lineage: Eukaryota; Metazoa; Arthropoda; Insecta; Lepidoptera; Bombycidae. Gene Ontology annotation, molecular function: phosphatidic acid transfer activity. The coding region runs from base 345 to 956 and encodes 203 amino acids.